Molecule: messenger RNA, 384 nt
Organism: Pipistrellus nathusii (Nathusius's pipistrelle)
Lineage: Eukaryota; Metazoa; Chordata; Mammalia; Chiroptera; Vespertilionidae
Source: the annotation of a GenBank genome assembly
AUGAGAGUUGGCAUUCCUGGAGAGUGCCUGGUCAUGCUUAUCUGCACAGCUGGGCCCUGUUGGGAGCGGUCACGUGGGCAGGAGGCAAGACGUGUGGGGCAGGCUCAGCGCAUGUCAGGUCAGGAAAACCUCCUGGACAAGAUGGCUGAGUGCCGGCCUUCUCCAGAGACCACGGAGCCAGGGGGAACCUUCAGGCGCAGCAACGAGGGGCUCGGAGGAAACGUGAGAAGAACAGAUUCCUCUCCUGGGAUCUCAGGGUCUGGGUGGCUGUUUGGCCAGCCCUUGUUCCUGCUUAACUCUUGGGGCCUUCUUGGUUCUAAGUCACCCCUUCCCACUGAGGAUCUUUUCAGGUUACCCUAUCCCACUGAAGACCAAGAAGUGUGA